Molecule: messenger RNA, 908 nt
Organism: Phialemonium atrogriseum
Lineage: Eukaryota; Fungi; Ascomycota; Sordariomycetes; Cephalothecales; Cephalothecaceae
Exons: 2
Coding region: 157-546 (129 amino acids)
Source: RefSeq, a predicted model, not a curated record
CUCAGUCCAAGUUAAAGUUUGCAGCCUGUAUCUCCCGUCUUCUCUUUUCCUCUGUCUCGCCUACGCUUCUCCAUCUUUUGUCUUUUUUUUCUUUCUCAUUCUUGUAACCGCCCUCCCAUCUUCGUCUUUCCUCUCAGACGGGCGUUUGUUGGCAAAAUGGCCACGACGGGCCUAGGCCAGCAAGGACACCCACCACCGACGCCGCCGGUAGACGCGCUUGCAGCGCCUGACAUAAGCUUCCGCCAUCCCGGCUACGAGGGCGAGUCGAAUCAAUUGCUCCGUCUUCCGCGGGUCGACACGGAGGAUAAUCAGGAAUUCGGCAUACACCAUAAGACGGCACUUGUUGCGUGCGAGAUUGUCGCAGGUAAUCGGUUCGACGAAGGCUACCUUUCCCCGCAUAGGACGGGCCAGCCAAUUCAGACGCUAAUGGAUGGCGUCUUGACCCAGGAUCAAUAUUACUUUAUCAUUGACGGUUGCAAAGAACCCUACCCCGUCGUUCCCAACUUUCGCGACUGGCAAUUUCCCCACGGCCGCAUCCCUAAAUAAUUACUGGCCAGCACGACCCUAUCCUUCUGUUAAGUAUUCGUCGGCCUGUGCUGUUACUAGAACUUCUUUGGGCUACUGAGAAUGCCCGUCUGGUCCCGAGAGAAGAACGCGUCUGGUAUAUCAAGAGGGAAUUUCUCCAGGGGCAUGUGCCAUUUGCUCCGCGGGCAGGCGGUUAGUGUAUUACAGGUGGCAGUUGCUUUUGCUCUUGUCUAUUGCUAUCGCUCUCUGUUGCUCUUGCUGUUGCUGUUGCUGUCUAUCGCUCUUGCCAUCGCUCCUAUCGCGAUUGCUGUUUCUGUAUAUUGCCCUUGCUGUCGCUGUCUGUUGCUAUUGCCAUGCUGUCUAUCGCUAUUGCUAUUGCUGUC